UUGUCAUUUUCUUGUCAAGCUGGAGGCUGGAGCACCUUCGAGGUCCCAGCUCAUAACUUAUUUUAUUUCAAAGUAAUCACACGAAAUGGCUGAUACGGCGACUGAAAUUCCUAUAAACAUCGAGGAGGGUGUGAGAGAAGCAGUGAAAAAUGUUACAGACCGGCCACCAUCUAGUAUUGAGGGCGUCGCGAUUGCCUACUUAAGUUUAGUUAUUAUGGCUAUUUUGCCGAUAUUUUUCGGGGCAUUUCGUUCAGUAAAGUACCUUAAGGAACAAAAGGAAUCAGGCGAGCGCGCGGAGACGAUGUCAAACAAGGACGCACUGAUGUUCCCUCUGAUCGCGUCGUGCGCUCUCUUCGCUCUCUACGUGUUCUUCCAGAUCUUCUCCAAGGAGUACAUCAAUCUGCUCCUCACUGGAUACUUCUUCUUCCUUGGAGUGCUGGCUCUGAGCCAUCUGUUGAGCCCAAUCAUCUCGUUCCUGGUACCCGCCUCGGUACCGAACGUACCUUACCACAUCCACUUCACCCGCGGCGAGCGAGACCAGCGGGCUGAUAUAGUCAACUACAAGUUCACCAGCUAUGACGUCAUCUGUGUGUGCAUCUCGCUGUGUCUGGGAGCCUGGUAUCUUUUCAAGAAACAUUGGAUUGCAAACAACCUCUUCGGCAUCGCCUUCGCCAUCAACGGAGUAGAGCUGCUCCAUCUCAACAAUGUUGUCACCGGUUGCAUUCUGCUCUGCGGACUGUUCCUGUACGACAUCUUUUGGGUGUUCGGGACCAAUGUCAUGGUCACCGUAGCCAAGUCCUUCGAGGCACCUAUUAAACUGGUAUUCCCCCAAGACCUGCUAGUGAACGGGCUGAACGCGUCCAACUUCGCCAUGCUCGGUCUCGGCGACAUAGUGGUCCCGGGCAUCUUCAUCGCCCUCCUGCUCCGCUUCGACAAGAGCCUCAAGCGCGGCUCGGAGUUCUACUUCCGCGCCACGUUCUCGGCGUACAUCCUGGGCUUGUUGGCGACGAUCCUGGUGAUGCACGUGUUCAAGCACGCCCAGCCCGCGCUGCUGUACCUGGUCCCGGCGUGCUUGGGCACGCCGCUCGCGCUGGCGCUGCUGCGCGGCGAUAUACAUGCGCUGUUCAACUAUGAAGACCAGCCAGCCCUCGUAGAGGAAGAUACCAAGGCUAAGAAGACUGAGUAAGAAGCACAAACCAUGACGCAAGCGCACAGCCAGUACCAGGCCUCAUACAAGCUCACAGUAGCAUCUGACACAGCCACAUACAGAAUAGGGUACUUGUGUGCAAAAUAUUAGCAAAAUCAAUGCACAAAGUUAAAUGCAACUAGCGGAUCGGAGUCAUAGUCGAUCAUUGUAAUUAUAACGUUAACUUUCCAGACUAACAUUUGAAAAUUAAGCCCAUAUUACUUGGCUGACAGCCAAGAUUCCGACAGUCCAAGGUCACUCGGUCGGUUCGCAACACAAUUUGGUGGCAAAUCAUCUUACAACGGUCGGAGACUAUCAAGGUCACAGUGGUCUGAAGCCUCGUUGCCGACCGUGUGCUAAGCGCUUUAUCCUAGUACUUUAUGAAUCUUUUAAUUUUGUCAUUUGUGGUAUUGCCACAUAAAAAAAUAUGAAACAUGUGACAUUAUGGUCAUGUUAACACAUGCUUUUGAUUCAAAUCAUUGACAGCCGAGCUAGCACAUGAUUGGCGCAACAGUAUCUCGCUCGCGACAGAUUACCCGUCCCUCUUUAAUUAAUACAAUUAGAAAAAGACGGAUUGUGUAUGUCGCAGGCGAGAUACUGUCGCGCCAAUCAUGUGCUAGGCCUACAGGUCACAUUAAAUAGUAUGUGAGCGCAUAUUUUAUAACCUAACUACAUCUUGUUUGACUGUUGUGAUUUAUGAAAUAAAACUAUGAAAUCGGAUUAUAUCGCGUAUAUUGCUGUAAAGGAUUCGAAACGUCGGGAUGUAUUAUAAAUUCAAUAUACGCGAUAUAAUCCGAUUUCAUAGUUUUAUUUCAUGAGUAACUAUCGCGGUAACCGAAGACAAUAUUUUGUUGUGAUUUUUUAAUUGGAAACUCGUUCUAUGUGAAGACUUGUUAAAAAUAGAAUUUUGAAAUACCUAAUAUAGGUUUAAGUCUUCCUUAACUCUUCUAAAUUGGACCUUAACACACUUAACACGGUAUAUAAUUGAAAUGUUUAGGCUUGUAUGAAGUUAAAAUGGCUACUGUGACAUAGUACUGCCUCUCUUAACCUCCUAAGACCCCGCAUACAAAUGUUUGUACAUAUUCCAAAAUCUAUUUUGAACUUUUGUUGAGUAACUAAGGGUUCCAAAUUCAAAAACAAACAAAAUGCUUCUGGGUCUCAGGAGGACAAGUUAUGUAUGAAUCAAUGGCUUUUGGCCACAAAUUUGUAAAAUAUUGCAUUUGAUGAUUUUGAUGAAACCGGGUUUAAAACCUGGCCAAAAUGUGUGACAUUUAGUAUAACAUAAGCCCGUCCUAAAACGAAUUACAGUUUAAAAUCGUCUAAUGUCUAAGUAAAAUUAGCCCAUUUGCCGAUAAUACUGAGUAUAAAAUUAAAGUCCUGUUACUAUUGUAAAGAUCACUAACGGCAUUUUUUUUUUGCCACACACCAGUGAACGGGCUUUAUACAUUUAAUUUGAUACAUAAAAGCGCUGUUCUGUAACUGAAAACUUCAAAAUUGACAGCGAUACGGGAUUUGCCCAAUAGUGGGACGAGGCUGGUCAUCUUCCGCAUAAUAUCUUCCAUUGGGAGCAUAUACUGUAAGGCUAAGGAAAUAUAGCCCUCGCUAUAUGCAUAACUUACUUAUAGGUUGUAAUAAAUAUAACUUGGCGUUUCCCUGCUGUGUACACUUUUCUAUUAUCCUUGAUUUAUAAGCUGUUUAUAUACGUCUUAUUAAUAUCAAAUAGUUUUAUCUCUUUCUUUAUGUUAGGUGUAAAGAAGAGACAAAACAUGGGUUAAUAACGACUUCUUUGUUAUCGAAAUUUGAUAUUUUUUUCGUGUUGUUUACAUGUGCAAAUGCAAUUAGAUUUAUAAGUUUAUUUUUGUUACGAAUCUAGUUUUCAAAUGAUAAUAUAUAUUAUUUUUGUAUUUUGUGAGUUACCAAUAGUCACAAUCUUAUGUUUCUUUUGAAAUGUAUUCUUCGCACUGGCAACCCUGAGGGUGCGUUUUCGAGAAAAAAAAACACGCGGCGAAUCAAUGCUGCCAACAUUCCGGGAAGUUUCGUUUAACGCACGACUAGCAUAAUGUAUAGUUUGACUGUAAGGACGUACUUACACAGUAUAUAAUAUGAUAAAUGUGAAUAUUUUUGGCCUUUUUAUGGACUAUAAAAAUUUCAAAUGGAUGUAAGCGUGAGGUGACGGAUCGCCGAAUGAUGAAAUGUAAUAAAAUACGUCAAUAUA
Cydia strobilella is the source of this 3401-nucleotide messenger RNA. Its product is annotated as minor histocompatibility antigen H13. Lineage: Eukaryota; Metazoa; Arthropoda; Insecta; Lepidoptera; Tortricidae. Gene Ontology annotation, molecular function: aspartic endopeptidase activity, intramembrane cleaving. Gene Ontology annotation, cellular component: lumenal side of endoplasmic reticulum membrane; membrane; cytoplasmic side of endoplasmic reticulum membrane. Gene Ontology annotation, biological process: membrane protein proteolysis. Bases 86 to 1186 code for a protein of 366 amino acids. The record is from RefSeq and is a predicted model, not a curated record. The transcript is spliced from 7 exons.